AUGCAAUAUAUGGUUUACAGGUAAUUUUCAAACGUUUUAUUGCAUUUAGAAAAACUAGCCGUGGUUUUGAUUUCUACUUACAAAAAAUUAAAAACAUAUAUUCAUGUCUUUGAUUUCUGUUACGUUUAUAUAUUCAUGCAUAUGCGAGUCACUUACAGGUUUAAAUAUUAUUAAUUUAAACCACAUUUCGAGAAACUCCGAGUGCGCAAUACAUGUUCAGGUGUACGACACACUGUUUAACCUGGUUUCAAAAGGGGUUUUAAACAAAAUCGAGGUCAUUCCACUUUCGGAAAAACUAGCGAACUGUCUGGGCCCAUAUGACCACUCAUGAGCUCUGUAGUUUUAAUUUCAGCUGACUCGUACUGUGAUUUAUUUUCUGCGUAAGGCACACCGACAUUCAAUUUAUUAUCGUGUGUAUUCUGUAAUUCUAAACAAGCUUUUGUUUGCAAACGUAACAUUUGACUGAAAAUUAUAAGUGCGUCUUCAUUAGAAAAGUAGGCCUGACUUUUUCUGAGUCGUGUUUUAUUGACUAACAUAUAUCCCAUACCGAGACCCUGGGUUAUGCAACACUUUGUAGAAGCUUGAAUGUACACGAAAUCGAUGUUAAAUCCAGAAACCAACAUGGAGCAUUGGGAUGAACUAUGGACCACUAAUUAUUUUAGAGUUAAAUUGUUUGUGAAAAAUGUUGUAUAAAAAAAUAAAGUAUGGCGCCACCCCUGCCAGCACCAGCCCCGCCUAGCCCCGCCUGGCCCCCUCAAUAAUGGCGGGGCUAGAGGGGGCUAUGAGGGGGCUAGGCGGGGCUGUGGAGGGGGCUGUGGCGGGGCAUGCAACGCGAUAGCCCCGCCUAGCCCCGCCAGCGAAAAAAAAUGCGCAGGGGACGCCACAUCCCAGCCCACUUUUGGCACCACUUUAAAAUAUCGUCCCCAUUGUCAAAUAUACGAAUUAAUAACACGCGCAGAUUGUAAACCGGUGGACAAAUAAGAGUUUAAGCAAUGAGGGACUUAAACAAAACCUCAAUAUAUUGUGCUCAUCCGCAGCUACAUUCAGUGGGCGUAAACGGAUGCUUUCUCCAUGGUUUAUAAGCCAAUUUUGAUAAAUUAGCUCCUUUAAAUUCCAAAGAAGGUACAAUAAGUGGUGCUUUUGGAACAUAUCUUUCGAUGCAAAUACGCUUCAAAAGGCUUCAAUCCAGAGGGGGCUCUGGCCCCGCCCAGCCCCCUCCAGCCCCGCUUAUUAAGGAGCCAUGUGCUGGCAGGCGGGGCUCUGGCCCCACCCAGCCCCUUCCAGCCCCGCCUAUGAAGGGGCCAUGUGCUGGCAGGGACCUUACGCAAGAUUUUAAGUACCUUGUCACUCACUUAUUACCAUGUUGCAAUUUAGCGUUUAGAAACGUUUGAUUGUGUGCUUUUAGUUAUUAAAAGACUAGUGGUUUGCUUAAAUUGCUGCAUACGCAAUCUACAUCACAGUUUUUGCGCUCAUAUGUACGUUGUCACAAGAUAUCCAUUUACCGGAGUCUCCUAGAGCAUACAUGAUUUAUGAGAUGAGCAACAACUAGAUAUCUGAGCAUUCCCACGCGCUUGCUCAGGCUGAGGAAGCCAAAAGAGUCAAAUGGGUUAGUGACAAAUAGUGUUCUAUUCCUGCCUUGUUUCUAGCACAACUUUAGACAUUUUUGGUCUUGGGGCCAGAUUUUUAAUCUGGGUGUCAUAUGUUUUAGACACGUUAGUUUCCAUUUGGCAAACACCCCUGCCAGCACCAGCCCCGCCUAGCCCCGCCUGGCCCCCUCAAUAAUGGCGGGGCUAGAGGGGGCUAUGAGGGGGCUAGGCGGGGCUGUGGAGGGGGCUGUGGCGGGGCAUGCAACGCGAUAGCCCCGCCUAGCCCCGCCAGCGAAAAAAAGUGCGCAGGGGACGCCACAUCCCAGCCCACUUUUGGCAACACUUUAAAAUAUCGUCCCCAUUGUCAAAUAUACGAAUUAAUAACACACACAGAUUGUAAACCGGUGGACAAAUAAGAGUUUAAGCAAUGAGGGACUUAAACAAAACCUCAAUAUAUUGUGCUCAUCCGCAGCUACACUCAGUGGGCGUAAACGGAUGCUUUCUCCAUGGUUUAUAAGACAAUUUUGAUAAAUUAGCUCCUUUAAAUUCCAAAGAAGGUACAAUAAGUGGUGCUUUUGGAACAUAUCUUUCGAUGCAAAUACGCUUCAAAAGGCUUCAAUCCAGAGGGGGCUCUGGCCCCGCCCAGCCCCCUCCAGCCCCGCUUAUUAAGGAGCCAUGUGCUGGCAGGCGGGGCUCUGGCCCCACCCAGCCCCUUCCAGCCCCGCCUAUGAAGGGGCAAUGUGCUGGCAGGGACAUAUCGAAUAAGCAUGGACUGGUGACUUUCGCGCUUGCGGAAUCCAUAAACGGCUAGCGUUAUCGAAAUAUCUGUGUGCGAUUACAAAUGCAAUUGCUCAGGACACCGUAAGAAACAACAGCGCGUACAAUCGACAUUUCCAUUGGCACGGUUAUCUUGUACACUAUGCCUUGACGUCCCAGCUUUCGGGUUUCUAAUAUGUUUUUAUUUCUUUUAAUUCCUUAAAAAUUGUGUUUGUAGGAACGUUAUUUACCUAAUAUUUACGAGUUAGCGGAGUGUUCCUGGACAAACAAAACAAGGCGUGUUAUUUACUAUGGUAUAAAAUCAGUAGUUUAGUUCGAACAUAAACGGAAUCUCGUUCAAAUUAUUUUCAUUUACCGAUUAAAAAUGAGUAAAAAGUGUUUUGGAAUGCAUAAAUGCCAGGAUAUAUUAUCCAUAUUUUCUUACUUCGACAAUGAAAGUGUAACCAUUUUCGAAGUAAGAAAAUAUGGAUAAUAUAUCCUGUCAUUGAUUUAUUCCAAAACACUUCGCGCUCAUUUUUAAUCGCCGAAUUAACUCUGUACUUAUAUAGAUAUAGUUCACUGUCAAACCACAGUAUUACAUAUGUAUGUGCGAUGGCCGACACUGGCAGCAGAGCGUUCCCGUGAUCACCCGGAUGCAUUUCAGUGAACAUAUGCGAUGUCGAGGAUCCAAAAUACCCAGUCCUGGGCUUUCUUUGGUGUUUCAAAUUGAUUUGUCGCAUUAACUUAGACAAAGUCCGGAUGGCUUUAUUCUGUCCCCAGAGUGCUGGGUUGAAAAUAUGAUUACCGCUGCCAUGCUUCAUGUUUUUAGUGCACAAAAUAAGAGAAACUAUUCCGGCUGAUGAUCUUUCUUUAAAUUAUUCCUGGCUGCAACUUUUAAGAAAAUUUCUGGUGGUGCGUCGUCCAAAGGCACGCAUUUAUUAAUCUAACUUUUUAAUGCCAUGUAAAAAAAGCUAUGAGAAACAACUGCAGUUAUGAAUAGGCAUUACGGUAAUACCUGAUGUACUCUAUUGCUGGGCGAAAAAAGCUACUCCAAAACGUUCAACUAAUCGCUAUUUGUUUCAAGACAAAUUAUUUUGUUUGCAGACAUAACCAAAAAGACUAGUCCGCUGUUUGAACUACCAGACUGGUUGAUAGCUGAAAAUUUGCCCGCUGUCUCGGCGAUUUGAAUGCCAGUCACACAUGUUAUAAAACCAAGUCCUCUGAAUGACGGGGCAAAUGUGAACUCAUGGGUAAAAUUAGUGAUUUCUGGAACCUAACUUUACGGACAGGGAUGCGGGCAGAUUGUCGUGGAUUUUAAAGAUGAGCCAGAAGCACAAAAAUACACAAGAAAUUAUGUGAAAUUCCCGAAGGUAAAUUUAGUACACUUUGCAAGCUUAUCGACUGGAGCCCACGAUUUGCGGAAACUCUCAAAAUAAAAAAUCUAUAAGCAACAUUUUCUUACAAGAACGUACAUGUAUUGUUCGAGACUACUAGCUAACAGGUCACAUAAACUUCUGAACAAAAUUUAACAAGCAGACCUAACCAGAAAGCACAAAUAGGGCGCAGGUCGCUUUAAGGGACUACCGUUACAAAGGCCGCCUUGCCGUUUCUGCGAAAGUUUUAAUGGUUGUCGAUGUUGCCUUGAGACAGAGUUAAUGUGGCUUCCGAUGGUGAUGGGGAUGUGUUUAUCAACAUUUUUCGCACCUACUACUCCUUAAACACGGCUACAUCUCUCUCUAACUCAUAGUUGUUUGUUUCGUUGACGUUGCAUCUGUUUCUGAUAAACUCUACAGGACUUUCUUGGGGUUAAUUACGUUGACAUGACAACGUGUCGUCAAAGUGAAUUUCGUAGAUUAUAGUCUGCUGCUUUGUGACAAUGACCGGGGUUUCUAUGAAAUACAAGAAGAUUUAUUUCUCUAAUAUCGUCUCCGACAUCCGUCAGGGCUGCGUCUGCUUGCCAAUUCUGUUCAACUAGGCGACAGUUUUGGAUCUUUGACUUACAUUGGUGGACUGCGCUGACGCUAAAGUAACUUGUGUUAUGCGCAUCAGGGAUCUGAACUAGGCCGAUGCUGUUGCGGUGCAAGCACACGUCGUACUUUCUCACAUAAGUUUAAAUGAAACCAAAGGAGGCACGUGGAGCAGCUUUUUCGGGCAAAGGUGAUAGUUUCGUUCGUGGAGGUCGUAGAUAUCUGUCCAUCCGCGACGAGUGAUUAAAGUCAUGCUUUAGCGGAAGACUUCCGAUUUCUUGGUUCACAAUUUCAAGCAGGAAAUUAAGUCAAAAUGUGCUGAUUGUCGAAUCACCAUUUACGUUUGCUCUGCACCAGAUGUGACCAAAAUCUUUGGAAUUUUCACAGGGUUGGUCCGAAGACCAAACCAUUAGCAUACGCGACCUGGCUAACUUUCUAGAUCGUAACCCACCGAACGGCGGACCCGUGGCUGAGUGGCUGAGCGUCGAACUUAAUUUUCAAUGAGCAAAUAGUCUGGGUACGGAUUACAGAUUAUUCAAGCCGAGCGCUGAAUGUGCCUGACUGACAACGGCUGAUAGGCAAAAAUACCCAUUUCCAUUUCUAGUCUUUAUUGGUACUCAUUCCGAAUCAUUACUGCGACUAACUGUGGUGGCUCUAGACCGAACCAAAAGUGCGCUGGGACGAACAUUUUCCGCCACCUGAUCGGUAAACAAACUUCUCACCAAAUACAUAAAUUUGGGUCAUUAACAAAUUUUUCCGCGUUCCACAGGUCUUCGUCGGAUGAAAAGCAUACGUGCAAAGCGGUUACCUUUUUAUACAUGUCUACAGAUCAAUGUCCUUGCAGUGUCUGCGCCAACGCGCGUUCGUUCUUUGCCAUCGUUUGGUUGGGACUGACUGGCGUCUCUUGUGCAAUUUGUGUUCCGUCGCUGUAAAUUGAUUUGACGCUAAAAGGCGUGGUCCUUAGUUUGCGCGUCCUACGCCACUGCACCAUGGAAUUCAGAGAACUGCCACUUCCGUUCGUGGCUACUUUAUAGGUUUACGGCUACCAGGGGGGGUAAUUUGAAUAAAACCGCAAACGAAUAAUUAUGGUUGAAAGUAAGAUUCAGCAAUUUAACUUUACUCAAACAGUCAUCCUAUGUCUUCAUGGUGUGAUGUUCGAUGUAAAAAGCGAUAUAUGCGGGUGGCCAGUCACAUAGAUUGUAUCUUCCUUUCAGCCUAAAGAAGGUUUUAACUAACAGUCUAAUUUAGUCCUUACAAGGUAUUCGGCAUCAGGGAUUGCUUGCAAACGUCAGAAACGCGUUGUGAGGUUUGGGCAAUGUUCCUGAAGAUGACAUUUGUCUUCCGUAUUUGCAAAGGAACUCCCUUGGUAUUACUCGAUCUUCAAAUUUAAACACUAACUUGAAAAUUAGACAUUCCUUAAAAGGUUAUGACGGUCUCGUUUUGUGUUCGCACUUUCUAAAUCAAUUAUGUAACAGUUAUGCUCUUGAAUGCUAAGCGAGUGUAAUGCCUUGUCCUCUUACCGACCACACCAGAACGCUACUUGAGCGGUGUCUGCCGACAAAGGCGAGAGCACUAGAACGGCCAUUUCUGCUUAUUUGCCGUCGACGAUGAGCGCAUUCCUGACUGCACACCCGCGAUUUGAAGAUUGAAGCAGCUGACCAUCUAGCGAUGCUCUCAUCCCUGUGCUGACGGAUUCACACCAUGUCGGCUGCGAUCGGAAGUACUUAGUCAUAUGAGCGCAGCGCGCACCGACCUACCCUGAUUGAGGGAGGGAAGCCAGAAUUUCCACAUAUACUUGGACCUAAAUGGUCUUUUUAGCAAUGGCUUUCUGGCCCGCCACUUACCGCGUUAUGCACUGUCUCAUCUUAUCUUUCUAAUAUUACUUAAGCGAAUUUCGAUGAAUUCAAGAUUGCUCUAAUAGCGUUGAUCCCUUGUAUUUAUUGAAAAGCAGAUGAAGACCGUGGGCACAAUGUGCACUCUCAUAGCCGUUGAGGUUAUUAUGGGAGAAAGCCCAGCAUUUGUAUAAACUUAGCAAAGCUAAUGUCGUUGAAUUGCGAAAAGGGUCAAGAGGAUAUUUAACUCUAUCUGUUGAUCAGGAAGUGAGUCAUCGAUGUGUCACAACAAAGACACUCCUGUACUCAUUUAGUGAUUGAUUACAAUACGGAAACAGUGCACAUGCAAUGCAGCAAUAUUUCAUGGUAAUCUGGUUCGGAUUUUUGCUCUAACUCACAAUUUCGUGAUGAUACGAGGUGGCGAACACUCACUCAGGGUGCCUUGAUCGUUGGUGUUAGAAAAUUGAAACCGAUGACGACUGAAAUACAAUCAGGACACGACCUUACAAAGAAAACAAAUUCAUUCAUUUCACAAUAUCCUGUCUAGUCGGGGUGCUUUCUAUGCAUCAACUGAGAGAAAGUGACCUGCAAAAUGUAGUGCACAGUUUGCGCUAUGUUCUUUCUAGCUUAAAUCGGAACAGAAAAAAGACAAUUAUGACCGAAAUAAUCUUUAGACGUGUCAGUUCAGUAUACACCCUUCGGUCCACAACUUGGUGAAUGUCUCCAAAGCACAAUGUAUGUGAUGUUCACGCGCAGUCUGCCGGCUUUGUUUAUGCUUCAUAUGCGACAGAACCAGUAGAAAAAGGCACUUUUAAAUUCCUUUAUGGGGUAGUUGUUGGAAUAUAACAGAAAGCCUGUCUACCUCUAAAGUAAUUGGGGUUGAGUAACUUUAAGAAAAUCUCCCUUUGCGAAGAAACAGUAAUGAUCUUGGUUUCCGUAGAUUUGAAAACUCACGAUGCUGCCAUGAUAUUACCGAUGAUAUAAAGAUUCAAUAAUCCAGGUCUUGCGUCUUUUCUCUGGAGUAGAAUUCAGUUGGUCAAAAGAAUGAUGGACCUCGUGACUUAGAGCUCUUCCGCAAAAUAACUGAUGCUGGGCAACGCAAACUUCAACAUUGAAAACUGGUGGUAAUCAGGGGGCCUCCGUCGCCUGCUUGCGUACCUUCAGACAUUGUAGAAAAGUGACCACUUUCGCGGUGCUCGCAAAGUAAACCGCUUAACUCCUAAUUGCUUGUCUGCUGCAUGGGAUCUAUGAGCUUUUUCGUUCCCGAGUAUUCGUCUACUCCUAUUAUCAAAAUUUGUUCUCCCGUCUGCAAGUAAAAUCUCAGGCCGUUGGCUUAUGAGUACCUUAGGAUGAAGCUGAACGCAGUCACAAACAGUGGAAUACAGAUUUGCAGAUUCAAGGAAGUUAUUUCCGAACUUUCAUUUUUUGAGAAAACAGUGCAAAUCGUCUGGGGCUUUGGUGAGCUUGACCGUCAAGGGCUCCGCAUUGUUGCAAUGUCGCAUUCGUUAAAUUUGGUUACUCUCCAUCAUGGAUGCAUCUUCGAAACCGUGUUAAUUUCCUCGAAAAUAAUCCUUCAUUGGUAGACAGAUUCUACAAACCAGCGGAGCAGGGCAUUUUAAUGUCCUCAUGUAAAACAUUUACCAUAAAGCCAUGUUUGUUUUUUUUCUAUUUUAUGAUUUCAGACUUAACAAGGUGGUCGGUCUUACGCCAUGCGAGGGAGAGUCAUUCUGCCUGAAUACUUCAAGCGAGUAAGUGUUUCCGCCCUAAUCUCUUGAUCACUCGGUUGUAUGAAGUUAAAAACCCCCAAUUUUAGGCUGCGGCCCAAUGUGGCGUCAUUUGUCACUUCAAUAAUGCCAGCUGCCGUAUUUCAGACAAAAUCCAUGUUCUAGGCUAGCAUUACCGAAAAAGACAAGGGGGACUGGAAUGGAAAUCACUCGUUCCGUAAAUACGAUCGGCGAGCGCCCCUCUAACAACAAGUCUCUAGACAGGUCUCCUAAUCGAGCCCCAGGUGUGCCACACUUCAGGGUUGGAUAUAGCUGGCUGAUGACGGCUGAUAAGCCAGAAGCGGCCAUUCCAGUCUCCAUUGUCUUUGUCGGUAAUGCUACUCUGCCUAUAUCAUGCGCCGCUGUACGGCUGUUGGUUGGGCUCGAGAGAGAAUCCGUAAGGCACAACAGAACGAGUGAGUUCAGAAGAAGAAGAUGCGAUCAAUGGAACAAGAAAUUUAUUGGCCUGACGUUUCGGAUUCUCACUCGAAUCCAUCAUCAGAGACAUUCGCAGAUAAAGGUGAUGGUGGCACAAGGCGUGCAGUAUUUAUAGCACGUGGUUGCCGUGGGACCUUAUGCGUACCGCAAUUAACAGUUCUCGCAAUCACCGCUGGGGUCGCGAUCGAUGCGGCGGUGGCUUGUCAGUCCGAGUCCGAGUCGUUAAUGGCCGUGAUUUCGUCAUCCGUGCCGGAUGCAGGUGUGAGGAUUGCUCGGCAAAUUGGCUCACUGUCACUGUGAUAAUUGCUUGCCCGCGCCCUCCCCACGUGACUGAUUCCCCUGUCCAGGGAAAUCGUAGCACGGAAUAUGGUACCGGGAGGUCAUUGUGCUUGUUGAUGGAUUGCGGGCCUGAGAACCAUGACUCGAGCAGCUCGCGGCUCACGCGGUUGUCACCCCUUGCGAGGAUUUCAGCCUCUUUAAAUUUGAAAAUAAGGCCGGGUCCCGUCGAGUGUGCCGCCACCUGAGAGCUAGCAUCUCCCCGCCUCAUGAGUGAGUUCCGUAAAUACGAUCAAUGAGCGCCCCUCCACCAAAUCCAUAUUCAUAUCACCUUGGAGAGUCUUGAAGUUUAGUAAAUUGGGGGCUGCACACCGUCUGUUGAAAGUUUCAUAUUCUAUUUCUUGCGCCCCGGAAAUGGGCCACACAGUAGAUACGACGGCUCAACACAGUGGACCGGAUGUUAGUCCGCAGGUGUUAUCAGGGAUGCGCAUCCCUUAUUAAUGUCAACAUUUGGGCUGUGGCGACAGACCGAUUGUCGGCUCACGCCGCGCCAACUGGGAUCUGAGCCACCUGUCCCGUUUUGUUGUUGCAAAAAAUCCUGGACCAGGGGGUGUGGUGGUAUGUCUACAGUAGAUGCGGUAACUCAUGAAAUGUCAACCGAAAUUUCGAGAUGAGUUCUCGUUUCGAAAAGAUUAAUUAAGUAGGGUUGUAAAACUAAUCAUUAUGCAGCAUAAUUAUAUAAUGGUCCAGUUACCGCAGGGUGUCGGCCUUCGAAUGAACUUGCUUCCGUCUGCAUGCAUGAACUACACUUUGCAAAAAUAACUAUUUAUAGUUUCGAAAAUUCCCAUUGUAAAAUUCAAAAGGCAAUUUGGCGAGCAUACGUCUGCUUUCGAUAAAUUCUCUUGAGGCCUGUACAUUUAUAUGGCUAUUGAGGUAAUGAAUUAAAAGAUACGGGCAAGUAGAUAAUUAAGCUGUAGCUCGGGUUUGGAGAGGGGAGGGGAGGGGGGAGGGGGAGAGUGAAACACCACAAUUCCAGUCAGCGCCAGGGAGAAGGUGGAUCCCGGCGAAGGUAAUUACAUGCGGGUGGCUGGCUUGGUGGCUUGGAACCAUGGUAACUGUGGGACCUGUAGGAAGCUCUUCUGUACGCAUAGGACCGGUCGGCGUAGCCUGAUUGCAGCCGCCUCUGCCGUAGCCAACAAGCGCUGCCCGAGCGUUUUUUGAUAGCUUGAUGAGACCUUGUAAAUCACUCUGAAGGCCUCUCUGGCGUCUGCACGGUGGUCUGUGUCUAACAUGUGCGCGAGGAUCGAGCUGUUGAUUUUCUUUAUUUGUCCCUUUGCUAACCAUGCUGGGAGAUGUUCUUUCAUUCUUUUGGAUGAACGCCGGCUCGUGCGACCAAUAUAUUCUGCCCCACGGGAGCAGGUGAAGGAGUAAAUACACAUAUAGGUGGUUUUCUCUGUACAUUUAUAUUGCUAUUGAAGUAAACAGGUCCCACAGUUGCCAUGCUUUAAAGCCACCAAGCCAGCCACCCGCAUGUAAUUACCUUCGCCGGGACCCACAUUCUCCCUGGCGCUGACUGGAAUUGUGGUGUUUCGCUCUCCCCCUCCCCCCCUCCCCUCCCCUCUCCAAACCUGAGCUACAGCUUAAUUAUCUACUUGCCCGUAUCUUUUAAUUCAUUACUUCAAUAGCCAUAUAAAUGUACAGGCCUGAAGAGAAUUUAUCAAAAGCAGACGUAUGAUCGCCAAAUUGCCUUUUGAAAAAAUAACUACUUAAUUUACAUACAAUUUCCUCAUUGAUUUUCGGUGCCCUUGAAAAUUCAAUUGUAUUUCAUGGAACACAUACAUAAACUAUUCAUUGUUUUACUCAUUCGGUAGAAAAUCACGUCUUCUUCCGAUUUUAUACUCGAAAGAAGAGUAUAAUUCGGUUUUAAAAAACUUUUCUAAUUCCCGAAUAAUUUUGAACCCGACCUGCUGUUACACUUGCAUUCAGGGUUUCAACACUACAAGUCGUAUAUUUUCCCUGUACGGUGGACCAUGCAUUUCUCUACGGUAUUAAGACGAGACCAUAUAGGAUUCAUAAAAUUAAGCAGUGGAUUUGAGUAAUAUUGUUAACUUCACAAGCCACAUUCGUAAAUGCAGAUACAUGACGUUUUGUGAACGGUCAUUACACGACGCUAAAAAAUCUCACAGUUAGAAACUUUUUUCGAAACUGAAUUAUACUCCUCUUUUGAGUAUGAAGUUGGAAGAAGACGUAAUUUUCUACCGAAUAAGUAAAAGAAUGAAUAUUUAUAUGCAUGUCCUCCAUGAAAUAUAAUUGAAUUUUCAAGGGCGUCGAAAAGCAAUGAGAAAAUUGCAUGCUAAUUAAGUGGUUAUUUUUUGCAGAGUAUAGUUCUUGCCUGCAGUGGGAAAUAAGUUCAUUUGAAAGUCGACACCCUGUGGUACCUGGAUCAUUAUAGAAUUAUGUUGCAGGCUGACAAGUUUUACUACCCUACUUAAUUGAUCUUUUCGAAACGAGAACGCACUUCGAAAUUUCGGUUGACAUUUCAUGAGCUAGCCCACCUACUGUAAUUGCGGAUUUUUGCCGUGCCAGCCACCUGUAUCCUUUCCCGCCUCCGGUCUUCAUGACUGUCUUGACACUGGGCAGGAGAAGAGAGAGCGGUCUGCUAUCAGCAUAAACUAAUUCACGCGAAGGUUACCGUCCCUGCUCUCACCCUGCUGCGGUGCACACGGUGGACAUCGUCGGAAUCGACGGUCGUACUGUCGAUGCGGAGUUAGCCAACCGUCCACCUUCUUUGCAGUGUCAACGCGAGGCCAGUCUGUUAACAAGUGGGAGAUUAGGUAUUUUAUUUGAAAAUCUGCUUUGUCUAGGAAACCAUGGAACUCUGCUGUUCCUUGGGGACGGUCUUGCUUCUUGUCCACCUAGCAGGGCUUCACAUCUUAGAGGCGAGUUUAGAAGAGUUUGUAUCUUUUGCGAACUGAGUUUUUAUGUUUGAUGCAGUCUUAACAACAAUCAUAGAUGUGCCUUUUAUACUCCGUUGGACUCUUAAGCUACUUAUUUUGUUUCGUCAGGGCCAGGUUCCAAAAUAUGACCGAUAUUGAUAAGGGUCAAUGGGUGCAGUCGAGCUCGGCCUUCGUUGCCACGGCAAUGAGUCUCGUAAGUGGCAUCGUCGGUCUGUUCACCAUCAUCCCGCUUGGCUUCGUUUCCGACAGGUAUGGACGGAGGUGUGCCUUGCUCAUUGCCUUUACAGGCUUUGUCAUCGAAACAUCCAUGAACGGUGAGUUAACACUUUUUCCUCUGUUUCUGACAGUUUUUCUGUUCCUUGUCCAAAUUCCAAUGCAUUUUUUCUUCAUCCGAAAUUGCAUCAGUUCGGUCGGCGAAAAAAGUCAACUUAUUUUUUCAUACAUAUUUUUCAUACAUAUUUUCAUACAUAAUUCCAAACUUAAGUCACAGUUUCAUUCGAUAAUUACUGUGGGUUAUUAGUCGGUUUGUCACGUCUUGGGGAAAAUUCCAUCUGAUUUUAGGUUUAUCGGUUUCAGAAGCCCUCCAAUGGGCCUUAUUUAACCUGUUGACGUCACCUUUUGAAUGGUAUUAGUACUAAAACUGUGCAGUUCGUCCAUAUUUUGAUAAGAAGGUGCUUAUAGUGGCCUAUAAGCCACUUUGCCAUUUUAAAGUCCAAUAGAUGCUUGUUUGUCAAUUUCUUACAUUACUGCUUUCAUCGUAACAGUACAGAGAAUUGAGAUUUUUGGCCGGGUAUGAAAAGAUAUCGGUCGGAUAUGGCUUGGUAGCCCCAACUGAGGUCAACAAACCCCAGUAACCUCUAACACGGGACCGGUGGUAAUAGGGGCUUUUUAAAGGUGGAGCUGGAGAACGCAUAGGCGACGAAGUCGGGCAGUUUUAUGCAAAAGAAAAACUAUUGGGAAUGCGUGGUUGUACUUUCAAUGGUUGAGAAACAAUUGCGCUAACCCCUAACCCCCAACGCAAAUAGUGUUGUGUCUAGCAAGUGGGCUAUUAAACCACAGCUUUCCGAACUAUCGAGUGAACGAUAGGCAUAUCCUGCUCUGCAAGCACUUACGCCUUUACCAUGAAAAGAAUAAUGACAAAAAUGUCACUAAAUAUUUAGAGGGUAAACACCUAAGGGCCAUACGUGCAUUUAGGGUUCAAAACAAACCUGCGAAGAAUUCUACAUACCCUCGCAAUUUUUCGUACUUCUUAUGCUUGACACUGAUUUUAUAGGACUGAAAACCAAGCGCGAAAAUGAAUUAUGCUGACUAUUACCAAAAGAGUUAGGCAUAGCACGUUGCUGUUUUGAUUUGUUUAAUGUUCUCUAAGAAAGUUAAUCCUAAUGGCAUCUGAAACCCGUUUGCAGGCAUCCUGCCGAUAGACUCAGUUUUGAGAUGGGACAUUACAGCCUAGAAGUUUACAAUAAUUGUCACUUCGAAUGGAUAGAUUUGACACUUUUGAAAUUCAAAAAUUAGAGAAGUUUUGCCGACGCAGGCAUGGGAGUUCAGAGUACUUAAUCCUGGUUUGUUGCCAUUGGCUAGUCAAGACCCAGUCUCAGACCGAAGACGCUUGUUUUGCCAGGUCUGCCCUGACUGUGGGACGGGAAUGGAGACUACCGUUUUAUCUUGGCUUAAAUAGGUUUUAUGCUCUCAAAUGACAACCGAGAGAGAAGUGCUGCCAACAAAAACGCAGGAGAACGUAAUGACCAUUUCGGGCCGAGAUCUGCGAAAAUAACGGAAAUGGAGAUUCCACUCACAUUUGUCUUCUUUGUCAUCACCUCUCGAGUAGUGAUCAUUCGUCGGUAUAUGACUACCUGCGAGGACCCCAGACGCGGAGUCUCUAGCCAAAUCAAGAACUUUGGUUUUCAGCCUGCAGAGAGGUCUACUCAGUGAGCGACACUGAUGAACGACUAUAAAACUUCCUGACCGCGUCUGAUGGAACGUGAGUCCGUGGCUCUGCUGAUAGAGCGUCGGUCUCGAUAACUAACUGGAUCCUAGUUCAAAUCGUAGGACAUGCCAAACUGGCACAUGCCUAGCUGACGAUGGUGCAUCCACUAAAACCACCGUGUCCGGUCUCCGCCGUCUUUUGUACAGUAUUUGCCGGCUAUUUUUUAUUGUCAUUCGACUACCUACGAGGACUGUAGACCAAAGCACCAAGACUAAAUUAAGUGCUCUUACGCUGCUUAGAAGAAAGGGCGAAUCGGUGACCGUUACUCUUGCUUGACUUUCAAACCGCCUCCCCCAACUACUGGAAGGCAUGUUAUGUCGUAUUUUUUACAUACGUUGUUACCUGUUGAAUUUUGAUUUAGCCAUACCUCACAUAUGUGUUACAACUUCCUAUUUCAUGAACUAACAACGUUUUAUCUUGUUUGGAGCGUAUAAACCUUUGCUGUUCCAAACAUUCCUCACCCACAUCAGUUAACUUUCCUUCAUAGUCAUGAGAAUGCUAUGAUGGGAUAAAGACACGAUGUAGAUAAAACCGAAGUUUUCACGGCAGAAUGCAUUUCAAACAAAGAGUAUUUGUUUACUUCUUACGCAGCAUCAGCUGUCUAUGGUCGUCGAGGUAUCAUAAGCUGAAGCGGACAGACGGUAAUCAGGAAUGGGCUCCCGCCAAAGUAACCAAUGCAGUUUCAUGUACUGGGGACGAAGGCGACUAAGGCAUUAUGCUUGCGCAUCUUAAAAUUUUUGGCACGGAUGUCUUCUAGCAGCAUCCUGGGAUUACUUGCGGCAGAAGAUAGUUGGGGAGGGGGACUUUAGUGUUUUUACGUAGUUUCCUGAUGCAGGGGCAGGUAGCAUAUAUCAUUGAUUCGGUGAAAGAAUACACACUUUAUACAAACAAAUAAAUUUAUUCCUACAUCAAGCAGUUACUUUCAUUUUGUAGCUAACGAAAAGCUUUUUCUAUCAGACAAGCUUUUUAACAAAAGCGUGUCUGCACCUUAAUAUGCUUCACCAGAUACCAGCUGCUCGCGUGUAAAAUGCAUUGGAAGAUGGGCUUUUACAGCAAGGUCCAGAAAAGCUGCACUUUCCACCUUGUUUCGACUUAAUCCUUUAAACGCCCUACUGACUUCCUCAACGUCAGAUUUCAGCAAGAGGUGAACGAGCAAAGCGAAUUAAUUUCACAGACAGUUCCACUUACCGAUGCCCCGUUAGCCUUCAACCUUCAGUUUACUGUUUAAACAACAAAUGAAGAAAGCGGAAAUGCUUCUUUGACCAUGCAUUGUCGUGAAUUCUAUUACAAGAACAUAUACAAAAUGACGGGAUGGAAAAAAUAAGAGCUAUUAUUCGAAAUGGAUUCAUAUGAGAACGUAUUCUACCAGCAGCCAAGGUACCACACCCAGAAUUCACUGUAGAGGGACCUUCGUUACCACCCGCCUCACAAAGUGCCACAGAUCUGCUAAACUGCUGGUGUUACCGUACUUAGGGCGAACAUGCGCACUAACAUCGCUCUCGUAGACCGCCAUCCGUGGCGCUCUUGAAGCACGCAUUUCAACAUCUCUCUGUGAUUCAGUUUUAUGUCUGAUUAGCGCAGGGAAAGACUGUUUUGCCACUUAAGUCGAGGGUCGAAUUGCGAAUAGACCAGGGCUAUUUUGGUGUUAUUUUCGCCAGAACGCAUAGUCCGUAGUGAAAAACAAUCCAAAUUGCCCGUGCCCGUGCAGCUGAGACUUUGCAAUUACGACCAGCACUUCCAUUGCCGCUGUAUUUUCUAUCUUUCCUCUUUUGAAGUCUCCUUGCCCGUUUAUCCGCGUUGCUUUACUGCUUAUUAUGGCUGCUCUCGAGGUUUAGCCUCUCGACAGCGGGUCUUUUAAGUUGUCGCCUCUGGACCCUGGAGUGCGCCCUGUGUCCGACGUUUCGCCGGGGCGGUGUUAGUCGGUGACACAUGGUGCCACUUGCCAUAAUUUGCAGACCGGAUAAUUGUUGUUUUUGGCUGCCGUUCGUAUGCAUUCAGUAAAGGAAGCUCGUAAAUACCUGACGAACCUUUUUCCUCUACUACAAAUAUCAAAAAGACUGUUAACCAAGCCUGUGUGAACCUUUGACGACGCUGUCCUUCAUCCAAGCCGCAUUGUCUAUGGGGCGCUGCCCACAUAUUUUUUGUCUUUGUCAGACUGAUUUUCGUGAUUUUAGCGGCCACCAUGUUGCUGCACUUGCCUCUUUGGGUCCUGAUUGUGGCAACGCUUCCAACCAGCGUUCUCGGCAACGGUGUCGUAGGUGUCCUAACUCAGGUUAGUUUUCUAUCGCUUACCUUCUGUACGCCAUACCAUGAAGCGUUUUUGUCGUUAAGGUCCACUGAGGGAAGGCUAUGGAAUGUAUAUAAAGUAUAAUUUAUGGAACAGUGGUCAGAAAGGAGGUUGGAGGACUCUUGCUAAUUUUUUUCAUGUAGGAAACCUAAGUAACAUGAACGCCUUGAAUGCGCAGUUUUGUUUCAGUACACAGGGUGAGACAAGGAAAUUGUGUAGACGUUCUUUUGAAAAGCGGAUCAGGAGGAUAAAAAAUAUCCCAGAAUCUACAAUUGCGAUAAGUAGUGUUACAGAAAUGAGAAAAAGCCUUGGACGGGGGAGGGAAUUUGUGACGUGAGGACGCAAGUACUCACGGCAACAUUGCUGUCAGAGGCAUUUUGGUUGUGAUAAAUCCAUACACUAAGCCUAGAGAGUAUACAAAAUAUAGUAUUACGAAUCGGUAAAAAUUCAGUUGCGAGCUGUACUUUGUAUGGUUUGGGUCUGUGGAAAAUGAUCAUGAGGGCGAAAUAAGUGGUUCGACGUUAAUGUGGUUAUUGGGAAAGUACUGCGCCAGCGGGAGGGCGCUUUUUUAACAUUCAUGAAUUAAUCUUUUUGGUCUUCAUGAAUCGUCCACAUUUCUAACUAGCCUCGUUUACUUGACGGUAAUUGGUCAACCUGAAGGUUACGACCUGCUUGGAACGACCAUGCCCAGUUGUACACACGCACCAAAUCACUCCAUUGCACAUUCAGUAUGUUAGCUUUCGAUAGCAAAGAAUACAAAUCAAACUGUCUGCCUUCAUUUUUUCAAGAAAUGACAUCUUCGGAUUCAUCUUCUUGGCCUUAUACAUCCAGGAAAGUAAAUUACGUCGGUGGCAAUGUCAGGAUCAGCCAUUUUAUUCUGCGAUCUCUUGCUCUAACCUCAUAGCAUCAUUUCUAUCUGCUAACUCUUUGGGUGUGACUAGCAAACUUCCUAGGCUCUUUCUCUGGCCUAAAUUUUACUGAUGAAUCACAGACUUCUCAAACUAUCUUUGGUAAGUUAGCAUAGUAGGUGAGAAAUCACGUUGGUGGCCUUAACUGUCUAAAGUUCUGUAGGCGUCUGCUAUGUCAGGAUCAGCAAAUCAUGGCCCUCGCAGCCUGGUACGCGGUGUCGGUUACCUGACGCCUGGUUCCCUGCCGGCAGAUGCUCUUGCGCUCCCGCUGGGUAUAUAGGUCGUGAGCAUGGCUGCCCCAGUCAUCCUUCCCCUUCCGACCCUUCGUAGUGCUGUUGUUAUUGGUUAAAACCCUGGUCCAUUGUUGUGUGCACCAGGGGCUGUGCAGUGGAGCACCAAGGUGCGGGCUCGGCCGCGCUAUCCACCCGCGCCCUCCACUGUCUCCGGUCUUCUUGACUUUGUCUUGACACCGGGCUCAGUUGGGGGAGGAGGAGGGAGUACGGUAGAUUCAGCGCAAGUUUAUGAACUAAUUCCCGAGCAAGUCGCCGGGCCUGUUUCACCUUGCUGUGGAGCACUCGGUGAGCAUCGUCGGACGCGACGGUCGAACAGUCAGGCUUAACUGUCAUAGCUUAAAUUGCUGGACCCAUCCGAAAACCAUUAACAUUUCUGCGACAUUAGUGCCUCCUAAAGUAUAAUUCUUUCUUAAUAAUUUAGGAUUACUUGGAAGCUGACUGAGGAUUAAGGUUGCAAUCUGGCGCAUGGCAGAAGACUGCAGACUAUUGAAAUGUAAAACCCCGACUCAAGGCCCCGUUCUUGAUGUGCUGGCAAUAAGUCUUUUUGGCCUUCAAGUCUAAUGUUAACUAUCGACUGCUUUGAAGCAUUCAGCAUAGAUAGGUGAUAAGGCGAAGAGAGAGCAGUUUUCGUUCAACCGUGUCUUUGACCAAUAACUUCAAGACAAACAAACUCAAACAUACCAGUCCUAAUGUCAACAGGAUCCAUUGGCUCGCCGUUUGCCACAAAGAACUCCCAGCACGCCGAAAUUCUUUUUUGCUCAGUGCGCCUGUACAGGGCAACUGCUUCUGCUUUACAUGGACCAGAUAUUUUUAGUCACCGCGGUCUGAAACCAGAAUGCCCUAUUACUUUAACGUUGUAAAUGUAAUGCCGUUGGCCGAUAUCAAUAGUAUGUUGGUACUUACUUGAAAAAUAAAAACAGAGCACAGGUAACGACCGCUAAAUCAGUUGAAAUAUGGAUCACAUUUCAGCCCACUGUAUGAAUGUUCGAGAAGCAAUGCUUCUCGGGCAUUCAUACAGUGGGCUGAAAUGUGAUCCAUAUUUCAACUGAUUUAGCGGUCGUGCGGCACAUAACCUAUAUCCUUAGGGUUCACUUCCCCAAUUUCGGAUGGUCACAUAGAGGAACAACACUCGCUCAGCCAUCCAAUCAGGUCGCGCAGCCAAAUUUUUAAUAUCUGUGAUAGGACCCGUCGUGGUAUGUCACCUCCUGAGGGGGAUAUUCGAAAGAGCACGCUUCAGCCGAGUCUGUUGGUUCCAAUUAAGAACUCUUCAGAGACGGUCAACACUAUGCUUCAUUUCAAGUCGAGCUUAUCUGAUAACGCGUAAUGUGAGUUCUGCCUGUUCGGAGUCAUUUUCACUGCCGGGGUCAGCAACACUUAUCGGGCGACAGUGUAGCCGACUGUUAAAAUGGCGCAAGACAACUUUGCUGGAGGCCUUGAUGUGUCUAGGCCGUCAACUUUCAUUAAGAAGGCUCACGGAUUCGCUUACUGCGCUGUGUGACUCACUCAACUGAUGCGCACACGGUCAGUCACAGCCAUUCACGCACAUACGCCGCACUGCACGCUCGCUACGAUGUAAAGCCCUCGGACACACUCAGUCAGCAAGUAAAGACAGCAGACUGCUGAAUGUCCGACCAUGGCAAAUGACAAGCCCCCCUGUCACCUCACAAGGUGACCGUAAAAGUGACCUUCGCCUGAAAUGAUUUACGGGUAAGAUGUGUUUUGGUAGCCCCACCCGAUAGACACAGUACUGUUGGGGUUGGGGUUAAGGGUUAGCAGUGAAUGGUUAGGGUUUAAGAUUAGGGGUUAGGGUUAGGGGUUAGCGCAACUACUUCUUAACCAUUCAAAGUACAACCGCGCAUUCCCAACAGCUUUUCUAUUGGACACAACUACUUGACCCCGUCUCCUGUACGUUCCCGGCCCCAUCUGUAAAAACCUCUAUUACUACCGGUCCCCUAUUAGGGGGCGACUGGGGUUUGUUUACUUCAGGCGGGCUACAUAACCACAUCCGAUCGAUUUACGAUAAGAGCGUUUUUCACUGAAUCCACCACAUUCUCUUUUCUCACAUCCACCCUCACCCCCCCCCCGCCCGGAGUUUUACGAAAAGUUAAGUCCAAGACAAUUGAGGGUGGGCGUGGACGCAGUGACUGACGAGGCCAAAAACCCCGUCAACACCUGCUACACAUGAUCCGGGCCCUAGCUUCACACCUGCCUGGUUUCAUUCACGGGGCGACGAACCUGAUUAAGAUGUGGACGUCAUAAGGGCCGCACCCGGCAUAGAGUCAUUGGCUUCCGUCAACGGAUUAUCCCGUCAGUUGGCAAUCAUCCAAGCCGUUGUGGGUAACGCGUCGCGCUAAUCAACCUGUGGUAAGAAGUUGAGAUGCUGAAUUCGAGCUGGAUAGACCUCACUCCCUCUUUCCUCUCUCAAACACUGCUGGCUCGUCCGAGACACACCUGCAGGAAACGAGAUUAGACACCAAGACUAGAGUGGCGUAUCUUGCAGAGGUUAGCGGUAUCAUGAAGGCCGCACUGCGAAGGCGCCAUUACAGUCUAGAGAUCAUUCUAAAAGGGGGCUGGGCCAUCCCGCUAGCUGGGAGUCUUUCAAAUUACAACUUACAGCGCGCCAUGCUAGAAUCAUGCGCACCAGGUUUUUCAUUGUUUAUUAUAGUGUUGGUCUCAUUCUUCUCCCUCUCAUGUACCAGUCGACAGAUGAUGAGAUCUAACGUAGUAGUAAGCUUGAUAUGAAAGCCUCCUCUCAGCGCCCGUCAUACACCUGUUAGUCCUCCAGUUCACUUGGCCACACCUGAGAUGUACAUAUUAUUGUCCAUCGUGUUGACAUUAACAAAUCACAUCCCGUGAAUUCUUCAUUCGUAUUAUCUACUCCCCUGUCCUUGAGACGUAUCAUCAUUCGAUCGUGCCAUUUGCUAGGAUUUUUCCGAACACCCAAAUUACAACAUGAUUUUUCAGAGUCCAUCGCGGUUCGCUGUUCUAAAGGCCUUCGGUAGGUAUUUGAAUGUGACAUAGAGGUUCGUCGGCAUUUCUUUACACCUUUCUUACAGUUUGUGGGCUGCGAUGACAAUGUCGGUCGUUCCGCGUUUAUUGUGAGAUUCUGACUGUGUUUUUGAAAGGAGUCCCUGCUUCGAAUUCGAUCAGACCACUGAGUAACAUGCGGACGAAUGUCAUGCCACAAAUACUGAGGAUAGAUAUGUACUAGUUUUUAUUACAGAUUUAUUGGCUGCCGUUGUGUUUAUUCCGAUUGUUACUUAUUUGAAGCCUUGGGGGAUCUUUCCUUGUCGCUAUAUCUCCUGGAGGAAUAAGGAAAGUUUGCCUAUAAUUUGAAGGCCGCCGUUUUCGUUGAUUUAGGCAGAAAUCGAUUCAGCACCGUGAAAUUUUCGGCUGGGCAUCUUUUGCACUGCUCUGCUAAUCUCCUGUAGGGAAGAUGGACGCUUGACGUCGGUACUGAUACCCACCUGAAGCUUAUCGAUAGCUUCCUCGCGGGGUUCGUUCCGGUGCUCAAUAAUUUGCUGUUUUUCCUAUAGUAGGUUGCGCCAUCCGAGCGGUCCCCUUGAUUUGAUGGCUACGACUGCUGUUAUGAUCGCAGAGAAGUUAUCUAUUUCGCUGCAACCUGUUUAUCCUUGGAUUUUUCGAUCGUAUGGGUCAUCCAGUCGAUUUUGCAUCUCAUUCGACCUCUACCGCAGAAAAGGUUUGGUACCGAAAAUGGUGGCCUUUUGGCAUUGGUCACUGGUUCUUUUUCGUUGUCGAUUAGAUAAUAAGUGUGCGUGUAUUCGAAGUUUGCUGCAGCAGUUGAAGAUGUAUUUUAAUGCAAGUUCUUCACUCUAGUCUCGACGUUAACGUCCUCACUCAGAAUGUGCAGCCAUUUCAGACUGAUGUUCAUGCGAUUCCUAAAAUUCAUUGGGCGUUCAACCGCAUUAAAUGUUACAAUACUCGACUUAUCUACUGUUUUCUUGCCUUUUGGCGGUCUCCGGGGUUGCAGUCGCCGCCUUAUCCUUGAGACAACAGGGCGCCCAGUUUAGCAUGCUGUAGCACACACCGUGCUGCAGCAUACAUCGUGCUGGUCCUGACGUGCUCCUGACGAAGAUGUAGUCCAGCAGUUAGCAGGGGCGCGAGUGAAUGUGCGUCCACGCUGUCUUCUUCCGGUGCAGAAGGUGAUUGUGAUGGUGAAAUUGUGCUCUGCGUGGGCUUGCGGGAGAAGAACAUCACUGUUAAUGUAGUUUCCGACUCCGUGACAACCUAACAGACCCUCCCAGAUAAUGUGGUAUGUAAUUGUGCGAGCAUCAACAUCACCAAGUGCGGUCAGUCACCAGAGGGUGCGCAGAGCUUUUCCUACAUCUGGGCCUACACGACGUUGGGCCUGGCGCUGUGCAGGAUGUGGUAUGCGCAUUGUCAUGACACGUUUGUUCAUGCCUUGCGGAGGUCGAACAGCAGUCUCACGAUGUCGUUUUUGGUGGCGAAUGCGAUAUCAGUGUCUCGUCGCCCUGGACUGUGUUUCUACCCCCCGCUUCAUCAGUCGUCUCGGCUCGGAGAGGCGGAACAACGAUAUCCGACCAUCGAGUUAGCUAGCCGAAGACCUACUCUAUCCUUCCCAUUCCGAUCGGUUAGUCACUAGAUUGUCUCUAAGGGAAGAAAGUUCUAGGCUGCCAAAGUAUCCAGGGUUUUUAACCUUGUGGCGAUUUCAGUACGAAGAUUGAUUCAAAAUGUCUAAUAAUAUUGGGUUUAUGAACUGUCUAUGACUAACCUAUCGACUUGUCCGCACGGAUAUCAGUUGUGAGCAAUAUAGACACUGCUUAUGCUUAAAUGGACCAGCUCACGCAACUGUCUAGGAUCUAAGCACGUUUCACAUGCGUGCUCGUGUAUUGUCUCCAUGGGUUCAUUAGUCGGUAAGUUUAUAACCCAAUGAAAUCACAGGCUUGUUUCAUGUGUUCGGGUGAUGCAAGUUGUCACAAAAGAAUAAGUGUCUUUUGUUGUGCAGUAAACCCCUGUUAGUUGACUCAGAUGUUUGCUCUGAUCACAUACUGGAGGCCAGAAACGGAUUCUAUGUAUACCGAAAUUUACCUCGUCUAACUGGGCCAGAAUUUCGUUUACGAGGUCGCCUAUUAUUGCAUGUCGGGAUUUAUGAAGAUAAGGCUGGGAGGGAUAAUCUGCAUUUUGAACAAACAGGAAAUUCUACUGGUCUACAGUUCUGCAUAGCAGCCUUCAUGACAUGCGGGCCUCCAUGUUAUGUAAAGUGUUAGGCCAUGGGAGGUCGCGAACAUAGGGCCCAUCCAGCAUUGGAACCAACGAAGCAGAGUCCGAUUGUACGGUGGCGAGCUGCUGGAGCGGAGGUUGGAACGAGGCGAACGAGAGCAUCUUAUGCCAGGUUUUGAGUUAAGCGUUUCAAUAUUCUUCCGUAGAUUCUUUAAAAGUGAAGGGUGUACUUUAGUCAACGGUGAACUAUGAUUCACGUAGACAGUUUGAGACUGAUUUGUGACGUCCACGAAGUUAACUUUCAGUAACCCCACGCUGUGUUCAGAAUUUAACACUAAGUUCGAUGGCUAUUGAUAAAAGUGUUUCAGCCUCCGUCAGGUCUAUUUUCUUUUCGGUCAUACAAUUAGCGAUUCACUUGUUGAGAAUGCAGUCGCCUAGAUUAUUUGUUAAGAUUGCUUCUGCAGAUUGUGUAUUCGACUGCUUGAGCAGUUUGACACGAAAUGACUGUUUUUUGUGGACUUUUGAAUGCAGCGCUUUCUUACCGCAUUUAACAAAUAUGUAAGUCGGGCUCGUCAAAAGCAUCAGAUGCUUGGGUACAUGCAAAUGAGGCCGCACUGGCGAGGCUGCCAAAUCGAAUUUCUCUGGUUGUAGAAGAAGAAGAAGAAGAAGAAGAAGAAGACUGCUUAAUGUAGCACGUUUUUAGCGAAUUCCGUUAACUCGCUGAGUCUUGAUAAGUACGCAGUGAUAAGGUCAUAUUUGUGUGCCGCACUGAAGUACAGUAGGUGGGCUAACUCAUGAAAUGUCAAUCGAAAUUCCGAAAUGAGUUUUCGUUUCGAAAAGAUUAAUUAAGUAGGGUUGUGAAACUGGUCAGCCUGCAAAAAAAUUCUAUAAUAUUUCAGUUACCUCAGGAUGCCAGCUUUCGAAUGAACUUCCUUCCGACUGCAUGCAAAGACUACACUGUAAAACACUGACUACUCAAGUAUCAUGAUCUUUCUCAUUGAGUUUAGAUGCCACUAACAGUCCAAUUAUAUUUCAUGGAAAACACGCAUAAAAAUAUUCAUUCUUUUGCUCAUUCGGUAGAUACUUACGUCUUCUAACUUUAAACUCGAAGGAGGGACAUAAUUCGGUUUUAAAAGUUUCUUAUUGUGGGACUUUUAAAUAAAUUGAAAUGGCCGUUCAAAAAUCGUCAUGUCUCUGCAUUUAUCAGUGUGGCUUGUAAAGUUAACAAUGUGGGUCAAAUCCAUUGUUAAAUUUUAUAAACCCUAUAUGGUUCCCCUUUAGUGCCGUAGAGGAAUGUGUGGCUUUCCGUACGCAGAAAGUAGAUGGCUUGUAGUUUGGAAACCCUGAAUUCAAGUGUAACGCUAGAGCGGGUUCAUAAUUAUUCAGGAAUUGGAAAAGUCUUUGAAAACCGAAUUAUACCCGUCCUUCGAGUAUAAGAUUGGCAGAAGACGUAAUUGUGUAUCAAAUGAGCAAAAGAAUGAAAGGUUUUAUGCAUAUUUUCCAUUUAAUAUAAGUGGACAUUUAGGGAGCAUCGAAAAUCAGUGAGAAAAAUUCAUGCUACAUAAGUAGUCAUUUCUUACAGUCUGGUUUUUGCCUGCAGGCGGAAGGACGUUCAUUCGAAAGCCGACAUUUUGGAGUAACUGAGUUAUUAUAGAAUUAUGCUGCAAUGUGAUCGGUAUUACAACCCUACUUAAUUAAUCUUUUCGAAACGAAAACGCAUUUCGGAAUUUCGGUUGGCAUUUCAUGAGUUAACCCACCUACCCUAGUGCUCCUAUGGUAUUUUGUCCACUGAUUCUGCGUCUACCCUGUCCGAGCUUGUCCACUGAUGUGAUGAGGCGUGAUCGGAGACGCCUUUUCGGGGCCUCUUACCGUUCCAUCCUUGAUAAAUACCAAGUUCGAGAAGAUGAUAUAUUUUAAUGAUGCGGGGAAACUUCGGGAAAUGCCAUUCCAAUAUUAGCUGCCUUCGAGUUUUUACAAAUCGGCAAGCCUGCUCUCUAGAAAACAAUCUGGCCCAUAAUGAUGCUUACACAGUUCUGAAAAGAUGCGGAGUGGUAAACUGGUGGUGACCCCUCUGUGUUGUGUGUUGAGGCUGCUGCUGCUGCUGCUUCCGGUUCCGUUGUGCGUCCUCGUACUGAUUUUGUCACGCAUGGUCUAUUGUGUGCGUGACGCCACCAAUCGCAUCACCACUUUUUUGAAAAGUUUGGACAGUCGGCAGGUGCGUGAGAAAGAGAGUGAGGCUGUCACUGGGGAUCAUCUGCUACGACAAAUCAAUGCAUUCCUCGCCGUAAUAAGUCCGACGUGCUUGACUCAAUCACGACGCUCUAAGUCUUGGCCUGGAAUGUCUACCGACUGACAGAAUACCUCGGUUCUCAUGGUGGGCAUUUUGGAAUUACUGGAGGACCGACACUCGGGCUGCGGUGACUCUUCCUCAAUGUGGCCUUUAUGUCAUUGUCACAAAAAUGACGUCGGGCUCGUCCUUUAAGAAGCCUAGUACAUGUAGUGGGGGGUCAGGUCGUGCGUACCACGCCCAUACGGCCAGUUUAGGUUUACCAACCACUGCGUCUGCGCACACCUCCGGUCGUCUCGGGAUUGUCUUGCCACAGGUGCAAGAUGACUGAGAAAAGAGACAGAGUGUGGUAGAUGCUGCACGGGCACGUCUUAUUAGAAAAUAAUUCAUGAGCAGACCGCCGUUGCUGCACCCAUUUCGCGGUAGAGAUCGUCGUUUGCGGCGGUCGAAUUGCCAGGCCACUUAAGGCUGAUAGGUGAUGAAUACCAUGGAACAUCCGACUGAUAGGGGCAGGCCUAUCGAUAUGGAAGGGGUGUGUUGUGUGUAAACAACGCUGAUUUCGUGUCCGACAUGGUUUCGGCCAUAGACUGGGAAGGGGUUACAAAGUGCGGUCUCGCCCGAGGCAUUGAAGGUGAUCUAUACGCUUGGGGACUCUAGAUUCACCUACUGUCCUUGCGGUCUAUGCGUAACGCAGGGGACGUCAAUCCUAAGGCGCUUCCCGUACUAUGUGGAAAGACAAGGAAAAGGAUAUUUUGCUGAACAGUGUGAGGCAGGUGACGUAGGAGAACUGUCGACCAAGAAAAUGUAUCAGCUCCCAAACAAUGCCCUCGCAUCUCAACCCUUGGGUGGGCUAAUAAAAAUUUGAUGCGUUAAGCAUGCUCGAUCCCGUACGGUCACCUAUUAACCUUCACGGGUAUCCGUUUGGUUAAACGUUCGAACUGGCUCGUAACCACCUCUCCUCUCCGCCAGUCGUCGUCGGAGAGGAAACGGAGAUCUAUCUUGUCGUGUGUUUAAGUAUGUAGAUUUCACCUUUUAAUAAACGAGAACAUUGUGGAAGACCAAAAAAUAUGGGAGGCGGAACGUAGGAAUACACAGAAAGCUGAGUACUGAAAACAGGAUUUAACGUCGAAUUUAAUGCACUUUUUCCUACUCCUACUUAAAGUCACCUCGGUGUAAAUAAAAUGGGCAAGAUAAGCGGCGAGCACCAGUAAGAUAUCCGAAGAUGAUAUAUACAUGGUAAGGAUUUACGAGUUGGUCAUGCGUUGAGGAUGACGACGCGGCCUAUAUCCACACGAAUUAUACGUGGUCUGGAGGAAUAGUCCAAGGGAGCAGCUGUAGGGAGUCUAACUGACUAAAGCAUCUUAAAGAACCCAGACUUCUCCUUAAGUGGAUGCCAUUGACAUUCGGCUUCUUGGUCAGUUAGAGGCAUAAUGCAUGCGGUCCAAGUACCGCGUAAUGAGAAUUCUCUUCAAGAUUAUCCAAUCUCUGAGAGUGGGUAGACCAGAUCUCUGUUCGAGACAUCAAGACGCCAGUGAACGCCUUCAUCCACCCCCUCCCCGGUGAACUCCACUCCUCCUGAUGUGCUUUUUAGGAAUUGCAAUUUUCACAGCCAUUGAUAUGAAGUUUGGUCGUAAGAUCCAGUCGACUGGCUCAUCCUCACAAAAUUCAGGUAAACACAGGAUUGACAAGGUGAACCAUUUUCCGACAUAGCCGAAGGAUCACAUGUGAUUGUCGUCGGUUAAAAAAAUACUCAUACGGCGUUCAAAACCUGAAGGAGUUUAUUGUACGUCAUUGUGACGAGCCGCGACUGACACAGAAUGAAGGAAAUUUGAGCAUUACUGGAACUCAUUGAUAUUUUGGCAGAUUUUGAAUAAUUCAUAUUGACCCAACUGUGAAAAACUCGGCGCCGAGUUUUUCAAAGUAGGGUCAAUAUGAAUUAUUCAAAAUCUGCCAAAAUUUCAAUGAAUUACGCGAGCCUGGUAGUCAUCUGGUGGAUUCUAGGUGAAUUACUUAGGAAAUCCUGCUUGGGCAGUCAACUUACUGUAUCAGAUUUGGUGGAUUCCAGACGUUGCAGUAGGUUGGGCGGGUAACUUGACCCAAAUGUGAUUAAACUCGCGUCGUCCGGCGGGGCCUCGUAGCUCAGGUGGUUAGAGCGUUGGCUGCGCUAAAGCCUUCCCCUUACUGCGUGGGUUCGAAUCCCACCGAGGCGCCGAGUUUUUCAUAGUUGGGUCAAUAUGCAUUACUGGAACGCUAGAAAUAUGUAAACAGGAUUGCAGACCCGUCGGUAACGUCUUGAACAUUGAAAACUGCCCAGUCUCGGAGGAUGAACAAACAAUGGCUCACAAUCUCUAGCAGAAAUGAUUUACUAGGACUCCAAAAGAGAAUCGGCAACGUGGAUUGAAUUUUGGUAUGACAGACGCUGACGUGGUCUUCUUCGUUUUUUCGGGUCUGUGCUACGUCAAAGUGGUCGCUCAAAGGACACUCGACACCAUGUCUUCUUGUCAUUCAGGCCACAAUGGAAUGUCCACGUGCUUCUAAUUAAGGCGUUAAAGGUUGGUCCCGAAUUAGUUAUUCUUCCCUAGUUGACCGAGGUUGGAAGUAUUUGUCGAAAGGCUUUGCUCCAAGUUAAUAUUAUUAAUUUUGGAUAAAUUUGUCAGUUAAAAGUUAUUAUGCUUGCUGACAAGGGUCGGUUCACUGUUGGCAUGGACAAGGCGAAUUACUGGAACGACUCCCUGGUACUCCUGGACUAUCUAAUAUAUUAUGGAAAUGGUAGUGUCGUCGCUCAGAUAUCGUUACUCACGAAGAACACAAGAAAUCUUGUUGGCCCAAAAAAGGAUAGUCGUCAACACCAAAGACUGCUAUGUGAUAAAGGCCACGGAAACAUGUAGUGGGAUUCUUUGCCCUCUUUGACCAAUGGUAUAACUUCGGGAGACGGUCACGUUAGGACGUGGUAACUGGUUGGUUCAGAAGCUGAGGGUCUUGCGUAUGGGCUCACAGACUAAAGUUUACCCAAUUCAUGAGUAGCAUGACGACGGCCACAAUUAAUUGAGUGAGAGGGUGGCGUCGUUCCAUUUCACAACGGAAACUCACAGUCUAUACACUCGGUGGUCUGUUGCGUCAAAGCUACGUUGAGAACGACGACCAUCCCACAACUCAGGAUCAGCAAGCUUCGUAGUGCAGUGUUUUAGUAUAUUCUCCACCUUCGACCAGAUCAUAUAUGUGCAAAUCAGGAGCACCGUAAUUAUUUCACCGCGCCUGCUGAUCUGGAGGUCCUCCAAAAUCUCAAAAAAGGGAUUUUAUAGAAGAACAACUCCAAAUGUUGUGGGCGCUACUUUGGCAACGUCUUUGUCAUUACUGAUCGGAAAAAGGUUGCCUUCAAUAAAGACUGACUGAAUCCACGGCUGACCUUUAGUCUGCAAUGGAGGAGGAAAUGGAGGAUAGUCUCCUUCUCUUAGAUAUCUACAUCUGCCACCAACCGGACGGCCUGUUGGUGGCUACGCCAUACUAGAGAACGAUCAGCACGCUUUACCGCACCGAACAACGCCGUCUACAGCACAAGCAAAUAUGUAUACGCAUGCUAUAUUGGUGAGUGCUAACACAUUGAAGUGCGGCAUUCUUCAAGCAGGAGGAGGUCAGACACCAAACGCUUGCCAGAGUUAAUGGACACCUAAAAGCAUUCGUUCAGGGUAGUUCAAUACCUCUAUAGACGAUGGAUGCAGAAUAUGAUCAACUACGGUCAUGGGACUGCAUCAUGUAUAUGAAAUGAGUCUGCAAUAUCGGGGUCAGAUUCCUGUCAAUCGGAAUGGAGGCCACUCAGAGGUCUGAUUUGACACUCCGUCAGCAGGCUGCGCGACCAGAAGACACAAUCACCAAUCAAGAGAAGUAGAUCCUUGUCUCCAACACCAGUGUAGCUGUGGAAGAAAGGCGACAAUUUCAGAGGAGCCAGCCGACAUCUGCGAGUGCGGAUACAUAAACAUAUAAUAUAGUGGACGUCAAAAAUUAUGAAAUACUGGCCAAAUUAAAAAAAGCUAACUAUGUUAGGUAGCAAGAUUACUUCAACUUGAAGUCUUUCUUCCCCGAUAGGAAAUUUAAACAGGCAUAGACAGCCGAAUUCUCUGGUAUCAACAAACCUCGCGACAGUUUAUUAACUGCAACUCGUCUCAGCAUACCAUGGAUAGCGGAAAUACAUCAAUACAAGGAAAUACAAGAAAGCAAGGAAAUAUAAGAAUAAUAUGUCAAUCUGAAUUCGCACAGAUCGCCUAGGCAAAAGAGCAAAGUCUUGGUCUAGUGUGCACAGACUAAUUAAUGAGAAUGGUAGGUUAGCAAUGCAAUAUAGGCAGGAAAAAGAAAAAAAGUAGCACGCAAAGGUGUGUGAGUCGAGGGACUGGGUAUUACCGAGGUAAGCUGACGUUGACCGCCUGGUCUAACUGCUUACGUAGGUCGGAUUUCUCCCGAUGUAGGUAGGCUGCCAACAACUAGAAAAAUGUCCAAGUUUUUCGUGACCGAAGAAAUACUCAACGUUGCGACCGUUAUCUAAGAGGUGUUUCGUGAUAGAAGAACGAGCAGUUUUAUUUUCCUGUUUUAAAAGUCAUUUAGGCAGAUGCUCAACUGAUCUGGCCGCCAGUUGCCUUUGCGUUCGGCCAAUGUGCUUGCAUUGACAAACGCAUGGGAAUUCAUAAAUGCAAUUUGUGUGUUAACUGAAUGAUGCGCUUGUUGUUUUGUCCUGAUUUGUGGGAAAAUCCGAGUUGUUGUAUGUUUCUUAUUCGUUGCCUGUGCUAUAAAGCAACGGGUUUCUGUUGAUAAGCUUUCGCGAGAUUUGUUGUUAGCCAUGAGUUAUAUUGUCUACGCCUGUUUUAAUCCACACGGAUCAUCAAUCCGAGACAUUUCAGGCACAGCUGAAUGAUGGUUUUGCUCGCACACACUUUCAUUGAACAAUCCCACUCGAGAGGCGAUCAUUCCCUAUCUAAUGUAUAAUUAUUUUCUAUUUAUUUGCAUCAAUUAUUCAAGUUCAAUCACGUUUCCGAGGAAGAAUGCUUAAACGCUACAUUCCUCGCAUUCACAAUGAGCAAAAUUACGUUUUCCUCCAAUGCGAAAUCUGAAGGGUUAUUUCCGUUUUAAGCGCGGUUCGUAGGUAGGCGAAUUUUUUGAGACUACCGUUUUCAUUUUGGUUAUGCAGCCUACAAACAUGCAACUUUAGUUCAGCUAUCCCCACAAUUAGGAAAGAUAUCAUAAAAUUCCGGUCAACGUAUUAUUAUUUUCGGCGUCUGCUGUAAAAUGCCGACGUUUUCAAUAACGUUAAACAACCGACGUUGCUAAAAUUUCAGUAAAGGCGUCUUCCGUCUACAUAUUUUGUUUAUACCACCCUUAGAAGAGGACUGCACAUCUUUAUGCAUCCAUUUGCGAAUAAGAAGGACAUGCGUAGCAGCAGAUCACGUACUUGUCAACCCUAAAAUGCGCAUGGCACCAUGCGUGAACCUUGUCUGUCAUGCACCUCGUUAACUACCAUCGAAACUGUCUACGUAAAACGUCUUCACUGUCAUAAACUAUUUUAAAUCUGUGAUUAUCUCACCCCGGUCAUUUUAUGCCGUCUAGUAAAGCAGCGAAGGAAUGUGAUAAUUUCCACACAGCCAACAGACAAAGCGCUAUGGAAAACCAAAAUGGAUCCAAAGAGGAGAUGAUUUAUUCAGUAAAUUGUAUCGGGAAAAUCUGCUACCAGCGGCGGCCUGCUGACCGCAGCUUGCUAGAAAAUCUUUUGGCAUCUCAUUUUGUAACCACAAAUGUGUUUAAUUUUUAUAUGUUUUAAUCACUUCUUGCAGCUUUAUUUACCGACAUGGUUUCCGAACCGCAUUUAUCUGUAAUAACAGUUUUGCAUAGCUUUUCACGUUUCGGUGAGGAGUCUCUUGUUGUUCAUAAAAUCUUGGACGACUUUGCGCACUUUUCAAGUGAUACUGCUAUGCAUUAGGGCAAUUGCAUACACUGCAUUACUAUGGAAUUUGAAGAUCAUGGAAUAAAAGAAUUAUUGUACAUCCUUUGUAAGAAAGGCAACUAAAUGUAUAAUGGCAUGAAAUAUCAAGGAAGAAACAUAUGAGGUCGCGCUUCCUGAGGAUGGGCGUACGUUGCGCAGUCGCUGGGAAAGAUGCCCGGCCCAAAGUCAUAGAGCUAUUGUGUGCGAAGUCAUUUGGAAUCCUGGUCCAUCUUCACGCCGCGUACAAUAAGGCCUGGAGAGGUGAUGUUGGCCCUCUUUUUAAUUGCAUGUCUAUCCACGUUGCCCAGUUUUGUGGAUUUUAUAUGAGUGUAACCUCCAGAGUCGUGUCCUGGACGUACACUAGCGCAUGUCAUUUUAGCCGCAACGUCACCACUCUUCACUAAGUUCUCUUAGAACAGUUUCCCACGCCCAGCAUUCCUGCGCCGAUUAUUAUUCAAAUUCGUCAGCUGAAGGGCAUUUUAUUACUUACGUAAUUCCACCCGAUUGCUGCUUUCCGAAUUUCAGUCAGGGGCUAGUACUAUGAAGGAAAAACCCAAUGGCAAAAAACCCUUUAUUCAGUCCCGCAAAUGUCUUGGGUGCGGACUUUGCCCAGUCACCAUCCUGUAGUCCCAGUCGGGCGGAAAUUGUCACGCUGUUCCUGGUGACUUAGUAUUUGAAAAUUAAAAAUUGCAUUUUGACCCUUUUAGUCCUUCAUGACUGAACAGACAAGACAGUUGGUUGAUUUUCACGCAACGCCUUUUUCCUAGUGCUUUGACAAAUUUUAUGCUCUUUGGAGAAAUAUAAAACGAGGUCAUCCUAUGUGCUAACAGAAUAAGCCCUAGUAAACUCGUGGGAAAAAAAGGAAACUGGUUACUACCUUCGGAAAUCUUCACUUCAACGACCCUGUUAGAAAGCGCUUGGCUUUACGCAAACUUGGAUAAUGUGGAGCAGUUGGGUUUUAUAAACAAUCACUUGCUUGUCAUGUAUUUUGAUUUUCGACAGACAUCCAAAAAAUCCCGUAAGCAGCCAGUUUGCAUAUUUUGUUCCCGUGAAUGUCGCAUGGGACGGCUGAUGAUAAAACGGUCGUCUUCCAAGCUAAGGUUCGCCAAGCGAAAUGUUUUCAGUAAAUAUAAAACGAACUCAUCUAAUCAUCAAUGUAACAUUUAUUUGCGAGUUAAGGCUACAGUUUGUCCUUCUCGAAAUAAAGGGCAGUGAUGUUCACAGUCGUUUUCAUCCAUCUGCAUUGCCAGAAAUCGACUUGUGAUAAUUAAACCUCAAGUAAUCGACAUAUCAUCUGCCUGACAUUUUCCGUCAACCCUUAAAGUCGGUAUUCUACUCUGUACCACAAUUCCGAAAGGGCGAAUUAACAGGUCGCAGAGUGUUUCAGUGGUCACACAGUCUUUCCUUCAACAAAUCAACACUUUGGCUCUCGCAGAACACGAAGUCAGCCGCGUGCCCUUCGGAGUGGGCACCGCACCGUUGAUUUGCAUGUUAAUUAUGGUUUGCUAUCUCCGCCUGAUGGACACAAUACUUUUGGGUUUAAGGGUUAGGGUUAGGGGUUAUGGCUUAGGGUUUUGGUUAGGGGUUAGGAUUGAAGGAUAGGGCUUAAGAUUAGGGGUUAUAGUUAGGGGGUUAAGGUUAGGGUUAGGAAUUAGCGCAAUUACUUCUUACCAAUUCAAUGUACAACCGCGCAUACUCAAAAGUUUGUCUUUUGCAUACAACUACUUGACCUCGUCGCCUGUGCGUUCCCCGGCUCCACCUGUUAAACCCCUUUUACCACCGGUCCUGUAUUAGAGGUGUCUGGGGUUUUUUCGCUUCAGGUGGGGGAACAUAACCUCAUGCGACCAAUUAUUUUACAAUGAGACCGCACUGCGAGGCAUAUACCGCGCUCUCGUCCUCCUCAACAACCAGGCUCCAAAGGCAAAACAGUGUCAGGAUCACCGGAGAUGGGCGCCGGCACAAGAGCUGAAAAAGAUAAACGGCUCGUCCACGCCUGUCACGCACGACUUGGCCUCCGUCAAAUGUGCUAAGCUUCUGUAAGGACCACCCGGAUCUCUCAUUGGGGAGAGUGCCAUGAAGACCAGAUAAGGCUACUACAUCAUGACUUUUAGUCCUCCAGCCGGUCGCUCCACAUGCGCACAGCGCUUAUCACGAGGACCAAGUUCCGCCGUCAGUUGGUAAUCUUCUAAGACAUGAAUUUUUGUGCAUAGUGGUAAAUUCAGGCUCGUUAGAUUUAGUAAGCUCGGACGUGGCGCAGCCUAGGGGCACCUGGGGCUCGUUCACGUGACCUGUUACUUAGAAGUUCAACACCUCUAACCACCGAAACAACCGGUGAGCGACCGUCCACCUAGACUUUCUUUUAAAAUAGGUCACCUGAAUGGAUCAUUGGGUAAAAUUUCGGGUGAAUUGUCGGCGAAAACAACUUUUUUGAAGACAUAGUGCACCGAAUGGUUGUACUGUGUUGCGAAUGAUUGGAUUCUUCUCCAACACGUUCCCUUUGUACUAACAACAAGGUAGUCCCUGCCUGGCUGCAAGGCACUUGUUCGGGCGCAGAGUAGGAUACUAUGCGUGAAAUCUUCUGGAAGGAUUUUGAGGCCGGUGCUUGAGCUUUCAAGCGGAGAAAAUAAUGCUAAGUGACAAGUAAUAGAAUGCAGGACAUCUCGUUCACUGUCAUGCUUAUUAAUAUAUGCCAGAGCUUUCCACUUUCUACCAUAUAACGUUCGAAAACGAUUCAAUCUGAAGAGUUUUCAGCUUAAAAACUACUUAUUUCUCCCUCUUUUCUGUAGACAUGAGGGCAAGUUGUUUGAAUUGUUUUUGCCAAAUAAGUCUUCUCGAAAGUUGUUAAUUUCAGACAGUGAAGAUUACUCUUUUGGACAAAACCUGAGUACUUCGUGCUGCACAGAAAGAUGUCCCGUGUACAUGAAUGUUCGUAAAUUUCCCAAGGUCCCAGAAAGAAUUUUCCUUAUUCUUCAUACAUUAUCAUGUGAUGGUCCGCUGUAUUUAACGAUCUCCUGAAGUAGGCAGUAUGAUUCAACAGUGAUAGAGUAGGUUUCGACCAACGGUGAUCAUUCUACUACCAAUAUCGGCCGUCGUUUUCAUUGCUCCACGCCUAUGAAAUUUGCUUUUGGUUUUUAAGUAGCAUAAACAAACUUUCAUUUUCAUCGUUAAUUCCGUCGACUAAUGCAUACAUACCUCCUACUCAUCUACUCCUAAUAUAAGUAAAAUUACAUAAUCUGCGAUUUGUAUAUGGCUAUAUGCAUGGGUUGCACAAUAUGCCAUAAUUGAGAGUACAGAUACUAGCUAUAGGUCCUAACAAGUGUUUCGCCGAAACCCUUGGCACAGUCGCAUGGGUUUUGGUUCAUCACUGUGUCCCGCAGCUUUCCCUCGGUGCUUCAUGGUAGAUGAUCCAGUUUUUAAGGUGCUGGUUUUUAAGUUCUUCGUAAAUUAAUCACUACCUUGGAGGAGAUUAACAACUAACAAUUUCAAACUUAAAGUACCUUCCAGAAAGCAUCCAGAUAAAAGGUGGGGGACCUACUGAUGAGCUCUUUCAUGCAGCGGCAGAAUGUUGGCGGAAUAUGUGUCUGAGAUUUUAACUCGUACCUGUGCUCUCAAGCAUAACAUGCCACGCAACCCAUGUAUAUACUACUGACGGUCGGUUCUCAUUUUGUAGCCGUAACUGCGGCAGACAAGUCCCAGUCUAACCCCUAGCCCCAACUCCUAACCUUUAUCCCUAACCGCUAUCCCCCACCUCUAAUACCAGCCACUAACUCCUGACCCUAACCCCUAAUCUCUGCCCCCUAACCCCUAACCCGAACCCCUAACAGGUACGGCUAAGAAAUGAGAUCUUGCCCAAUUAAUUUUAAGUGAGUCGUUAAUUUCUGAGGGAAUAUAUAACCUGAAACUAGGGUAUCCUCUCGUAUAUUUCGGACAACUAGCCUGCUUUUAAACACGAACUAUAUAAGAAAGUGUUCCAGCAGGUCUCCUGCUUACAAGUUUUUGGAGCCUGUAAUAUCUUUCCAUCCAGAAAAUGUUAGGAAUAUGCUAUAUUUUAAAGUCAAAAGGGCAACAAAGAGCAUGCGUGUUAAUUGGCUACAUUUUCGAGAUGGUCGAGGUUUGGUUUCCAUGUAAGUAAACGUAUGCAAGUCUGCCAGUUCUGCCCAAUAUAUUAGGGAGGAUAUUUAAUUCGCAGCCUCUUGAUUUAACUAUUUUAACAGGUACCGCUCUCAGGUAACUAUAUACAGCAUCAGAUGUAUUAUACUCCACUUGAAUAAGGCUGUCAUAUUUUGUAUAUGAUAUGCGACUGAAGCCUUUUCUGUUUCGAUUUAAACAAACGACAGCUGAAGGCAAUUCUUUACUUGGGGCAGCUCAUGAUGAACAUGCGAUCUCUGAAAGAACACGAAUGAAGCUGUUUGAAGACUGUAAAUGCAUCAUUUUCGACAUAAAAGAUGAGGAACGUUCAAGAUAGCCAGAAUAAAUUGAAAAUGAGAGGUUAGAAACGCUAGUCGACCAUGACCCAUAUCAAGUGAUUAAAGGAAUGUAGGAAUUAUAAGGAGUUGAUGGGUUCGCUAUGACUGAACGUUUACAUCUAAAACCUAUAGUACAAAAACAUGGCGUUUGGGUGUCAUAUAAAUUAAUUGAAAGAGCACGCGCGAAGUAUUUCUUCCAAGGCACUAUUUUUGUAUCCAUUCAUGAUUAGUGACGAAAAAUGAGUCUGCUACGACAAAGGAUAAAAAAUAAAUGUAAGCCGCAUAAACGGUCUGAAAUAGGUGCCGUGGUUCAACUCCAAAGAUUAUAUGAACGAGUGAUUUUGUUGCUUGUAGAAGGGGUUAGACUAUGGUGUAUGGUCAAUGACUACCGGAGAUUGGUAUUUUUCAGCAUUAAUUGUUGACAUAUAUUGCGAGCAGUUCACCGAAUUAAAAAAGGAAGCGAAUCGAUCUCCAAACUGUCGAUAUUCAAUGGGACUUGGAAUGGUGGGAUAGUGUUCUUUAGGUGGGCACCAACACCAUGAUAAGGUCCAUCUUAUUUUUUUUUUUCAAGCUUUAAGGUCGUUUAAUUUUAAGUCGCAGUGAAAAACUAAGUUGUCUGACUUUGGAAGUCCAGAAAGGCGGAAACCCCAUUUCUCUGCUAACAAAAGUAAACACUUUUUUGUGCGUCACGUACCCUCUGUUUCAAAUCGUCUGGGUUCCCCUACAAUGUUGGUCAAACACUUCCGGUGAUGGAUUUAUAUUAAUGCGACUGCAUUUACCACAUAUGAACCCUCUAAUUGCAGUUAAGUCGCGACAACGAGCAAAUUUUUAGUUUACUAAAUGCACCUGGGUAGCAAAUUGUUGAUGUUCUGACUCUGUUUACCAACAUAAGUCCGGAAUUUAGGCUAGGACCGAGCAUUUUGCUGAUUAAAAUGUUUUUUUUUCCGACACUGGCACCGAUUGUGACUCAAGAUAUGCUACGUCUAUUAUUUCGAUAAACUGUAAAACCUGCCGCUAGUUCGGAAAGUUAUAAAAGCCUUAACCGGCCUACUGCCUAAGGCAUAUAUUUUAACCUUCUUUUUUAAUCCAACAACAAAUUAACAAAUUCUGCAUUCAGUUUCCAUUUCUGCCCACCACAAGGGCUCCAAUCCUAACCGAACGUUGUUGCUUAGAUAGAUAAUCUUAGGAAUUAAUCCAUCUAAAGGAAGAACCACAAAAUUUAAUCUUCUACCAAGCACAAGACGGAUUUAUCUAUCGCCAUGCGAACUUCUAGUCUAAACUGUGCACCUUCGGCGCCAGCUCCUAUGUCCCCAUCUACACCUCUCGACUGUAGUUUUCAUCGCUGCCUCAUCCGAGAAAGGGGUUAAAAAUUGCAGACCAGGAGGUAGGCGUAUCAACCGGUAACGCAUAAACGGUGUCCGACGUGGGCCUUGCUGCAAUCAAAGCGGUGAGCCUAGAUGAGGACCCAUCUGCAACAGACGUGUCUGCCAAAGGACCUUUAAGCCAACCGCCACGUAAACUUCCGUCACCGGUUGAAAAAUGGUCAUGAGAGUGCGACAGCCACGCAAAAGCUGCGACUCCCUGAUUGCCAGUUCUUGCCGUGGAAAUCGGGAUCACGGAGAACACGGGAUAUGACCAAGUAGGAGGUGGACGACUCACUCGGACGUUCGUGACUAACCCUCAGGCUGUUACGAAAGGGCAAUGCGAUGGACACAGGGAAGGCCGCUUUCUGCGGACGUCUGAAUGGGGAGAUGUGUGUGUGUGUGAAGUGGACUCAUUUGUCUUUAAAGCACUUUUAAAAGGUCAGGCGAGUGCAGGGAAGGCGAAUAACCGCAAUUCUGAACGGGUUGAAAAUCCCGUGUUUGCUGUCGCCUAUUUUCGCCAGUUAUUGUUUAGGCCCGAUGCCGUUGAGGCCAGUUGUUUGCUGAAAGCCCUUUUGUGACCUUGCCGUUUUGGGCUACGCCGUAGCGGUCCUGGGUCACCUUCGCGCCAGCUUGUCAACCCAAGUGAAGACGACUUUCAUGCUUGUUGCAUUCGACCUUCUGUACUAGACAUAUGCAGCGGACAAGACUUUCCUGGUCGAUAUCGCGGAAUUCCAUGGCCCUAUUUGUCGGAGAGAAAAGUUGUUGAGUUCCGACAUUUUUCAAGUGCAAGUAGGUCUUCCUAGAAAGGGACGAUAUGUGUUCGUUUCUUGCCUCGACCCUGUCGACAUUUCUUUGAUAGAUACAGUGUAGUAUCCACAUAAAAAGACUCAUACUUAACUGGGCUUAUUUCUCUUUUUCUAGCUUUAUGUCUGUAUUACUGAUCUGACUCAAAGCAGGGCCGUGAGCUGUGAGAAGAGACUCUCUGCGAGAGGCUCAUUGCUGGACUCUACGAGUGGCCUCCAUCCCCGAAGGAUGUCAGUGAUGCAGGCCCGGUUGCCAACUGCUACCGCGACCGUCCAGUCCUCGAUGGCCUCGGAACGGUUGUCUCUGAUUGCACUUUUCGAGGGCUGUAUGGGCGUCAUCCUCUCGAUUGCCACAAUGGUUAUGGGUAAGUUGGUGCACGGUUUUGAACCUAAUGGCUACUUCUAAGCCCCACGUCGGUUGCGUACUUAACAAAACUUCGGCCAGUUUAUCGACUGCACUACGAAACUAACGGCAUGACUCUUUUCUGUUUGAUCAUAGGGCCUUCAAAAUAAAUGCAUUGGUCUGCUAUGAGUAAUAUAUGUGAUCGAAACUUUACAUUUGCCGCUUGACCUGACAACAAUUACACUGCCCCCCUACUACAUUCUGCUUUCUAAAACAAGGGUAAAAAAACUGUCAAGGAGCCUUCCUGACAGGGACAGGGGUACUGGAAUGACUGCACACCCGAGUCGGGCUUCCGGCAACGUUGUCACCGCUGCAUCAACAGGCUUGUGCCAAGUCCGAAAAAGUCCAUUUCCGUCCUGUAGUUAGGCUUGGUCGGUGCGCACCAAUUGUUUAUUUCAUAACAAUGUGUUAAAUUUUAAAAAAAUGUUAAAAAUCGUUUCUGAGAAAUAGAAUUUGGAUUGAAGUGCUUCCAGCUCAACUGAUUUUUUAAAGAAACUUGGCUGGACACCACACCCAAGGCAUAAAACAGGGUCAUGAACAAUGUUGCUAACGUUCUUUCCAGGCGGUAGAGUAAACACAACUUUAGCGUGGAUGCACAAAAAGCUAGUAUUGAGACUCGGUUAAUCGAGUCGAGCACUGAAGGGAGACUAUGACGAGUUAGAGAUUCGAAAAUAGUUUCCAUUACUGAUCAUAUUAAUUUUCGCUCCUACAGCUAAUAUUCAGUAAUCCUGCUCAAAUCAAGAUUCCUCCUCACUCAUAUCUGCUGUCGAAUUAAAUAGUGUUUACUUCUAACCGUUCAGGGACCGAACCCUGUGAUUUUCGGCCUAACAAGGAAAACUCGUCAUCCUUUUAUUCCUCAUAGGUUGUCGCUAGUCCUAUAAGCAAGUUACGUCUGGAUGCUACUUCAAGUUUCU
This is a messenger RNA of Spirometra erinaceieuropaei, 38454 nucleotides long. The record is from the annotation of a GenBank genome assembly. NCBI's taxonomy places the organism in Eukaryota, Metazoa, Platyhelminthes, Cestoda, Diphyllobothriidea, Diphyllobothriidae.